This is a messenger RNA of Chelonoidis abingdonii (Abingdon island giant tortoise), 1438 nucleotides long. It is a transcript of the gene ETFBKMT, whose product is annotated as electron transfer flavoprotein subunit beta lysine methyltransferase. The record is from RefSeq and is a predicted model, not a curated record. Gene Ontology annotation, biological process: peptidyl-lysine trimethylation. NCBI's taxonomy places the organism in Eukaryota, Metazoa, Chordata, Testudines, Testudinidae. Gene Ontology annotation, molecular function: protein-lysine N-methyltransferase activity. Gene Ontology annotation, cellular component: mitochondrial matrix.
GAGCCUGAUGAUCUCACUGUGCUGGUGCACGGGAAACAGGAAACAGAAGCCAGGCAAAAGGCAUUUGCUAUCUCAGCAACAACACAAAUUGCAAAAAAAUAACAGAGAAGGACAAAUUUACUGUGCAGACAGACUCCGGGUUAAGCUGUCACAGUAAUAAACAAGGAAUUGCUAUCCAUUGCUACAAAACGAAACCGCUUCUGAGUUGGUUUCAAACAUGUCUCCCCACACACUUACAAGAUAAAUCUUCGCUGUGCAGCUGGUUUGAAUUCAGAUCAGGAAGGAUUUUACCAACGGGGAGGCAUGGUGUUCUGCCGCUUGAAGUGGUUUAUAGGCUUUGGCAGUAGGGCUGUCCUCACAAAAGCUUCAAGGAGCAGUAACAGAAGCACCUCUUUGAUAUGGAGAUGCUGCUAUCACAGGACUCCAGGAAGCUUCCUGGAUCCUGAGAUGAGAGCGUUUCUGGAGGAGAACACUGAAGUCAGUAGCAGCGGGCACCUCACACCAGAGAUACGACUGCGACUUCUGACACCUCGCUGCAGAUUCUGGCAGGAAAGAGCUGACUUGUGGCCCUAUGGCGACCCCUUCUGGGCAAUCUACUGGCCAGGAGGCCAAGCCCUGUCCAGGUAUAUCUUAGAUAACCCGGAUGCUGUCAGAAUGGGAUCAGUACUAGAUCUUGGAAGUGGAUGUGGAGCAACAGCAAUCGCUGCUGUGAUGAGCGGUGCAUCCCAGGUCCAGGCUAAUGACAUUGACCCCAUUGCAGGAAUGGCCAUGGUAUUAAAUUGUAAGCUGAACAAUGUGAACCCCUUCCCUAUUCUAACUAAGAACAUCAUUGAUACAGAGCUGGACAACUGGGACCUCAUUGUUUUGGGGGAUAUGUUUUAUGAUGAACAACUUGCAAACCGUCUUCAUCACUGGUUGAGGAAAUGCGUCAGGACUCAUGGAACUAAAGUGCUAAUUGGUGACCCUGGGAGGCCUCAGUUCUUAGGCCACUGUAUUCACAGUCAAUUGCACAAGGUGGUCGAAUAUUCACUUCCUGAAUCCACAAGGCAAGAAAACAAUGGAUUAACCUCAAGCAUUGUCUGGAGUUACCAGCCCUGAGCUCUCCAUUUCUCCAAAAGCUGCUAACACUGGAUUUAGAAGAAGUAUGGUCUUUAAAAAAAGAAACAUGUUCUCUGUUAUAAAGUAUGAAAAUGGAACAUUGGAAAAUGGGGCAGAUCCUCCGCUGGUGCAAACUACUGUAGGGCCACUGAAGUCCACACAGUUACAAUUCACUCCUGCUGAGAAUCUCGCCCAUAGUUUGGGAGAAGCCUUACAGGUAUAUUCCACCCUCAGAUGUGCAGAUGCCCCUCGCCCUGUCCCAUUGAAGCCAAUGGAAGUUCAGCAUGUGUGUUCAAAGGCUGAACAAGAUGUAACCAAAUAAAAUAUCAAGAUAAACCGG